AUGGCGCGCGUCUCCAAUUCCAAGAAGCGCAUGCUCCACACCAACAGCAGCAGCGGCAACAAGAAGGAGGAGGCGACCACCGCCAGCGCCAACGCCAGCGCCGCGGGGAGCGACGACGGCCGCCCCGUCCGCGUCUACGCCGACGGCAUCUUCGACCUCUUCCACUUCGGCCACGCCCGCGCCCUCGAGCAGGCCAAGCUGCUGUUCCCCAACACGUACCUGCUGGUGGGAUGCUGCAACGACGACCUCACGCGGCGCUACAAGGGCAAGACCGUCAUGAACCAGGAGGAGCGAUACGAGUCCCUGCGCCACUGCAAGUGGGUUGAUGAGGUCAUUCCCGAUGCUCCCUGGGUUCUCACGCCAGAAUUCAUUGAGAAGCAUCAGAUUGACUAUGUUGCACAUGAUGCUUUGCCUUAUGCCGAUACAAGCGGUGCUGCAAAUGACGUCUAUGAGUUUGUCAAGAAGAUUGGAAAAUUCAAGGAAACAAAACGGACUGAUGGAGUAUCGACAUCGGACCUUAUAAUGAGGAUAGUGAAGGACUACAACCAGUAUGUCAUGAGGAAUUUAGCACGAGGUUACUCAAGGAAAGAUAUGGGCGUGAGCUAUGUUAAGGAGAAACAACUGCAAGUGAAUAUGAAGAUAAAUAAACUGCGGGAGACUGUGAAGGCACAACAAGAAAAGUUGCAAACGGUGGCGAAGACGGCUGGGAUAAACCACGAAGAGUGGCUGGCGAACGCGGAUCACUGGGUGGCUGGCUUCCUGGAGAAGUUCGAGGAGCACUGCCACGUCAUGGAGACUGCCAUCAAGGACCGGAUACAGGAGAGGUUGGGGAGGCAGGCCGGCAAAGGCAUAGCCGGCGGUCUCAUGCGGCAGCCGGUGGCGGCGGCCUGA
Messenger RNA from Triticum turgidum subsp. durum (durum wheat), 891 nucleotides. The record is from the annotation of a GenBank genome assembly. Lineage: Eukaryota; Viridiplantae; Streptophyta; Magnoliopsida; Poales; Poaceae.